AUGAAAGCUAUUGUAGUCCACUGGGCCUUGUCAUGUGGAGUUCCUCUAUAUUCACCGGAGGACUAUGUUGCUCAGCAGCUUUGUCUGAUUUUUCCAGCUCAUUUUCCUUCCUUCUUUACAGAUGCUACUUGCAAGAACCGGCCGCUAGACCUUGUGUUCAUCAUAGACAGUUCCCGUAGCGUCCGAACUGAAGAGUUUGAGAAAGUGAAAAUCUUCCUGUCAAAAAUGAUUGACACGCUGGACGUUGGUGAAAGAGCAACCCGUGUGGCAGUCAUGAAUUAUGCCAGCACUGUCAAGGUAGAGUUUCCCCUCCGGACCUACUUUGAUAAAACCUCUAUGAAGGAGGCUAUAUCUCACAUCGAGCCUUUGUCUGCUGGCACAAUGACUGGCCUUGCCAUCCAAACUGCUAUGGACGAAGUCUUCACUGAGGAAAUGGGUACUCGACCGGCAAACUUCAAUAUCCCCAAGGUGGUCAUUAUUGUGACAGAUGGACGGCCACAAGACCAGGUUCAAGAUGUGGCAGCAAGUGCCCAGGCAGCUGGCAUUGAGAUCUAUGCCGUUGGAGUGGACCGGGCAGACAUGCAGUCUCUGAGGAUGAUGGCCAGUGAGCCUCUGGAUGAACACGUCUUUUAUGUGGAGACCUAUGGCGUGAUUGAAAAGCUGACAUCAAAAUUCAGAGAGACUUUCUGUGCGGUGAACAUGUGCGCGCUUGGGACCCAUGACUGUGAGCAGGUCUGUGUGAGUAGUGGCGGAUCCUAUGUUUGUGAUUGCUAUGAAGGCUACAUGCUGAAUCCGGAUAAGAGAUCUUGCUCAGCUGUGGACACGUGUGCACCUGGAAGGCAUGAGUGUGAUCAGGUCUGUGUGAGUAACAACGGAUCAUAUAGCUGUGAAUGUUAUGAAGGCUACACCCUGAAUCCAGAUAAGAAGACUUGCUCAGCUACGGACGUGUGCGCACCUGGAAGGCAUGACUGUGGACAGGUCUGUUUGAGUAAUGAUGGAUCCUACAGCUGUGACUGUUACGAAGGAUACACUCUGAAUGCAGAUAGGAAGACUUGCUCAGCUGUUGACAUGUGUGCACCAGGAAGGCAUGACUGUGAGCAGGUCUGUGUGAGAGAUGAUCUAUUCUAUACCUGUGAUUGCUAUCAAGGCUACACCCUGAAUCCGGACAAGAAGACUUGCUCAAGGGCUACAACAAGCAGUCUUGUAACAACUGAAGAGUCCUGUAAGUGUGAAGCUAUAGCUGCACUGCAGGACUCGGUCACCUCACAUCUCGAAGCUCUAGCCACGAAACUAGAUGAAGUGUCUGAGAAGUUGCAAGCAUAUCAAGAGAGACAGCAGAUUGUCUGAGCUAUCAUUCUACUUAAUUUUAAAAUACUCUUUCCAAAGCAUUCCUUUUUAUUGCGUUCAGCAAGCUUUAUUUCGUUGCAUAGCUUACAAAACAGCAGUUGGUUUGGUAUUAUUGACCAAACGUCAAGAAGACUUCAAGAAGACUUCAGGAAGACUUCAAUGGUCUCAAUAAUACAGUGACCCUGUGGGUCUUCAUGUGCGGCCACUCUGUAACUGUAAAGCUAUCUAUACUUGCUGUACUUCACUCAGUACUACAAGUAGUACAGUAUGUACUUUUUUCUGCAGUAGCUGUAUUUCUAUUAUAUUAUUUAAAAGUAAAUACAGGAAAAAACUAUUUUUGAAUUCAUACAGUAUAUCACAUCAUAUAAAACUGUGAA
Messenger RNA from Struthio camelus australis, 1724 nucleotides. NCBI's taxonomy places the organism in Eukaryota, Metazoa, Chordata, Aves, Struthioniformes, Struthionidae. The record is from RefSeq and is a predicted model, not a curated record.